AUGACAACGAAGACAGGAGGAGAGAGGAGUGGGAGGAAAGAAGCAAGGAAGAAGGGAGGGAUCUAAGUCGAGGCUGCAGCGUGGCUCUGUGUCUGAAUGAAAGAACCUCUCUCUCCCACUCUCUCCUGCGGUCUGCAUUGCAUGUAUGGCUAGUGUCUGCUGCAGCAAGUGAGCACAUGUCCAGAGCAAACACAGCGAGGCUCUGCCACUGACUUCAAACUGGAAGUAAAUAUUUAGCAGAAACUUCAGCAAGUGGUGGCUCUUUUGGCUCUCUAUUUCUCAAGUUCUUGGAUUUCAUUUGUCUUUCUAAGAAUCUGGACUACCUCUCAUCAAUGGGACUGCUUUUUUAAGAAUACGUUUCUAGAUGAGAACUAAUUUUUGAGAACUUAUCUUGUGAUGGACAUCCAGUUUCAGCAACUGUAUCCAUUCAACAACUUGUGAUUCAAAGAAGCUUUUGUUAAGUGAGACAGACUGAACCUCUCAGGACUUUGGGACAUUGGGUCUGACACACUACGUUGACGGCUGCACUUUAAAUCUCCUCACCAUCAAGAGAGUUCACUGGAUCUGGAUUAGUUUCACCUGAUUUGACCUCAUUAACACACCUCAAAAGGGCAAUUUCAAAUGCAAGUGUAGAUAAAUUAAACCAGAGCAAUUCUAAGAGCUUUGUAGAUCUUCAACUAACUUGCAGCCAGGUGUGAUGCCGAGUCAGUGUGUUUGACACACGGUUCCCUUUGAGACAAAUGAGGGCAUUCAAAACUACAAAACUUUUCUCCAACGCUCAAUUUAAAUUCUGAAACUGAUCCAACUGACAUUUGCAUUGUUGGAUCAAGAGCAAAAAUAUCCAGAACUGUAAGACAGACAUUACACCAUGACCCUAGUGACCUGUGAUCACUUUCCUCACCUCCUUCCCCUCGUCCUGCUGUUGCUCCUCCAGGCCUGGCAGGGGUGCUGUCACCCGCAGUGUUUGGACUACAAGCCUCCGUUUGAGCCCCGACAGCCACUGGUCUUCUGUAAAGAAUAUUCAAAGUUUGGAUGCUGUGAUCUGGAGAAAGAUGGGGAAAUAUCAGUCAGAUUUUACAACAUCAUGGCAAACUUUGACCAUUCAGGCUACAUGACCUGUGGCAAGUACUUACGCAGCAUCCUCUGCCAAGAGUGUUCCCCAUACUCUGCCCACCUGUAUGACGCUGAAGAUGCUAACACACAUAUGCGGAUGCUGCCUGGACUGUGUCCUGAUUACUGCUCUGAGUAUUGGAACCAGUGUCGCUACACGCUCAGUCUCCUCCUGGAGGACUUUGGGGGCCCGCAGCAGUUUGCAAACCUGACUGCAACCAUAGAAGAAGACAGCAGGAGGUUCUGUGACUUUCUGGAGCUGAAGGACAAACAGUACUGCUAUCCUAAUGUACUGACCAAUACAGAGCUGAACGCUAACCUCGGCUUUGUGAGUGAAGAUCCAACAGGAUGUCUUGAGUUAUGUUUGCAGGAGGUUGCAAAUGGGCUCCGAAACCCUGUGGCCAUGAUCCACGCAGAUGAUGGAACUCACCGCUUCUUUGUGGCCGAGCAGCUGGGUUACGUUUGGGUGUAUCUGGCUAACGGCUCCAGGAUCGACCGUCCUUUCCUCAACCUCACUCGAGCUGUGCUUACGUCGCCGUGGGCUGGAGACGAGAGAGGAUUCCUCUGCAUAGCCCUACACCCGAGGUUCACUGUGGUCAGAAAGGCCUAUGUAUACUACUCUGUGUCUGUAAAGAAAGAGGAAAGGAUACGUAUCAGUGAGUUCACACUGUUACCACAUGACGACAACCAACUUGACCACUCCUCUGAGAGAACCAUUCUUGAGGUGACAGAGCCAGCAUCCAAUCACAAUGGAGGACAACUUCUGUUCGGCCAUGACGGGUAUCUGUACAUCUUCAUUGGUGAUGGUGGACGAGCUGGGGAUCCAUUUGGAAAGUUUGGCAAUGCACAGAACAAGUCAACGCUGCUUGGCAAGGUGCUGCGUGUUGAUGUUGAAGACAAUGAUGAGAGCGUUCCGUACAGCAUUCCCCCAGACAACCCGUUCGUGGAGGAGAAAGACUCAAGACCGGAGAUUUAUGCCUAUGGAGUUCGCAACAUGUGGCGCUGCUCCAUUGACCGUGGUGACCCCGCUACAGGCCGAGGUAGAGGCAGGAUGCUGUGUGGUGACGUAGGCCAGAACAAAUAUGAAGAGGUGGACAUCAUUUCUAAAGGAGGUAACUAUGGAUGGAGGGCCAAAGAAGGCUUCAGCUGCUACGAUCGCAAACUGUGUCAGAACUCCUCGCUAGAUGACAUCCUGCCCAUCUUUGCCUACCCUCACAAGUUGGGCAAGUCAGUGACUGGAGGAUACAUCUACAGAGGCUGCCAGAUGCCCAACCUCAAUGGACUCUACAUAUUUGGGGAUUUCAUGAGUGGGCGUCUGAUGUCUCUGAAGGAGAGUAAAAUCACCGGGGAUUGGCAGUUUAACGAGGUCUGCAUGGGGAGAGACCAGACCUGCAGGUUCCCCAAACUCAUCAACAGUCACUAUAAAUACAUCAUCUCUUUUGCUGAGGAUGAAGCAGGUGAACUUUACUUCUUAGCCACUGGAAAGGCGAGUUCCACAGCCAGAGCAGGAAUCAUUUAUAAGAUAGUGGACCCUUCAAGGCGAGCACCACCAGGAAAAUGCAGCAUCAAGCCUUUGCCUGUUCAAAUAAAAGGAAAACUGAUUCAUUUCUACCCAAAAGAAGAGUUUACUAUGAACAAGAAACCCACCACCACACCUGUACCCAAAACAACCACAACAACAAAAACACCCCCAAAGAGAAAAUCAACAUCUAUAAAAAUAAUAAAACCACCAAUGCCAACAAGAAAAACAAUAAGAAAAACAUCACUACCACCACCACCAACAACAGCAUCAACAACAAAAACAACAGCAAAAACACCAAUAACACCAGCUCCAACAGCUGAAACAACAAAGACAACAAGAAAGCCAAUGAGAAAUACACCAACACCAGCAACAACAAGAAAGCCAAUGAGAAAUACACCUACACCAACACCAACACCAGCAACAACAAUGCCAACUAUCAAAGCAACAACACCAACACAAACGACUCCAGCAACAACAGUAAAUCCAACAACUGUCCAGAGGGCCGUGGCAACAACCCCCGCCAGAACCACACCCACGGGUUAUCGAACAACCAUCAUGACUGCAGCCUUCUCUAAGAUUGCUCAAAUCCCAAUCAUCACCACACCUCAAACCAGGAGACAUGGGAAACCCCUUCAAUACCCCCAGGGUACAACCUCCCAACCAAUAACCACACUACAGCCCACUCCUCAGGCCACAACACGGCUGCCAUAUUGGAGCCAGAGACCGAUGGCGUCUCCUCAGAGACCACCAAUCAACACAUCGCUGCCUAAAUCCCAGGAGGAGAGGCUGUGGAUUGGAGUGAAGAUGGAAAGUGCCGGGGAGGGUAACCAGGUAUUUAAGAGGCCCCGAGGAAGAGAUAGAGGUCGCGGUUACAAGAGAGGAAGAGGAAGAAAGCUACGGGUCGGCUCUGUGCGACUGGUGAGCGCUGACGGUUUAUCAGAUCGAGGAAGAGUUGAGAUCUUUAUACGUGGGGAGUGGGGGACAGUGUGCGACGACCUAUUCAACACCAAGGCAGCUACUGUAGUGUGCCGACAGCUCGGCUUCACGACCGCAUUUGCAGUGAUGAAAAGAGCUGCACUGGGGGAGGCAGACAGGAGCGUCAGGAUCCUGUUGGAUGACGUGGAGUGUGAGGGUGGGGAGGGAUCGCUCUUAGAGUGCAAGAGGUCCAGAGUUGGGAAACACAACUGCACACAUGGGGAAGAUGUAGGGGUGAUCUGCGGUUAGCACGGAGGAAUUGAAAUUCAAAGCAAAGUUUAGGAAGUCAAGGAGAAGAUGGUGUAUAUCACAAACAGGAAGGUGUAGAUGCAUAAUAUAGGUAAUAUCAGCUUGCAUACAUUUGAGGAUAUGCUUAAUUCUUCAUAUUUUCAUGUUUUACAUAUGUGUUUGAGCCUCUCCCACUGCUUAUGGCAAAGAAUGUCUAUAUAUAUAUAGAGGAUACUUUUUUCAUUUUUUAACCCCCAAUGCUCAAAAGCAUCUCCUGAACUCACUCAGUCCCCUUUUUAUACUCAAACUAUUUUUUAUAGUGUUUUUUAGUUUGUAAUUUUAAAUGACACUCCAAACUUACUUCACAGGUAUUCAAAGUCUUGAUUCCCGUCUGUCUGCAAAGUUGUGUAUAUGAUAUAACAGAGGGGUAUUGAUUGCUGUGUCUUUGUUAUAUCUGAAAAUCUGCAUGUUAGACUUUAUUUUUAUCACAUGUUCUAGAGUCGAAAUUUGACAUCUCAACACAAAAAUGGACCUAAUGUGAUUCCCUGAGACAAAGAGCUUUAUUAUAUUGUUUUUCCCACUUGCUCACAGUAGAUGUGUGUUACACAGAAAACAAUCUUAAAAACAUUGCAACUGGAACUGUUAUUAAAAAAACAAUAGUUUUAAAGAAUAUGAAUGAAUAUCAUUUAUCGAAAACUUUUAACAUGGACUGAGUGAAUCUUGGAGAAACUUAACUUUGUAUGUUUUGGCUGUAUGUGUUCUGUUUACACUCUUAAAAUAUAUUCAUUGUAAAACAACGCACAUCCUGUUAAAAUAGUCUUUUGUUUUAAGAAUAUAUUUGUAUUUUUGUAUUGCAUCAUUUCAGCAGUGUCUUUUUUAAAUACCAUUUUAAUACUGUUUUUGAAUGUAGUUUUAAGAUUAAAAAAAUGUACAAUCUAAAGAGUUUGUAACAUAAAAUGCAGGGCAUUCUUUCUGAUGAAUGUAAAAAAAUGUUUCCAGUGUUAUAUAAAGAGAUCUGAGGGCACAGGGUGCUCACCUUAUGUAUAAAGUUUUUUUGCAAAUGA
Molecule: messenger RNA, 4899 nt
Organism: Labrus bergylta (ballan wrasse)
Lineage: Eukaryota; Metazoa; Chordata; Actinopteri; Labriformes; Labridae
Product: HHIP-like protein 1
Cellular component (GO): membrane
Source: RefSeq, a predicted model, not a curated record